AUGAAAGCGAGGUGUCCCCAGAAAUACGAAGAGGAAGUAGAGCAAGAGCAGCAGGAAGAGGAAGAAGAACAAAGAGUUGAGGCACAAAUGCAAGUAAGCAGAAAGAAUACAGAAAAUGUGGGAGAAAAGUAUACAGUAGGAAAAAGAAAGAAGAGAGAAGAAAACGUGAAUUCGCCACCCAAGAGUCCGCUGGAAAAGAGAAAGGAGAAUAUAGAAGAGACUCAGUGUGUAAGACCAGCCAUACCAAAGGGAAUUAUUACGGAGGAGAAAAUAAGUGUGCGGAAAAGAAAGGAAGAUAGAAGAGAGAUACCAACAACAACGAGUGAGAGAGAUACAGAGAAUGAUGAGACACCGAUACCAGGAAUGUCAGAAGAGAAUAAUGAUGGAAAGCGGGAAGAGAUACCAAAAGGAAAACACAUUAGGACUAUGAUAAACUAUUAA
Messenger RNA from Octopus bimaculoides (California two-spot octopus), 441 nucleotides. RefSeq names its product eukaryotic translation initiation factor 3 subunit J-A-like. The record is from RefSeq and is a predicted model, not a curated record. NCBI's taxonomy places the organism in Eukaryota, Metazoa, Mollusca, Cephalopoda, Octopoda, Octopodidae.